Molecule: messenger RNA, 1247 nt
Organism: Myxocyprinus asiaticus (Chinese sucker)
Lineage: Eukaryota; Metazoa; Chordata; Actinopteri; Cypriniformes; Catostomidae
Product: ER membrane protein complex subunit 6
Exons: 2
Coding region: 221-553 (110 amino acids)
Biological process (GO): autophagosome assembly; protein folding in endoplasmic reticulum
Cellular component (GO): endoplasmic reticulum; membrane; EMC complex
Source: RefSeq, a predicted model, not a curated record
GAGAAAAUGGCUGACAGAUAGUGACACACGCUGUGUUUCAUGCAGAAUUUGUUAUUUUUUUCCCCCCUAAAUAAUACAUUCCUUAGUGUAGUAUAGUCAGCAGAUCUCUUAUGAUGCUCGAGCGUUUAAUGUAAAUGCUUUCUUAAAUCACGGAGGCAUACUCUUCUUCAUCUGUGAUAUAUUUUCAUCUUGACUCUAACGUGUGUUUUUACAUCAUAAGAUGGCCACAGUCGCAGCCAAACGCGAGGGACCGCAGUUCAUCAGCGAGGUGGCCGUCAGAGGAAACGCCGCUGUGCUCGACUACUGUCGCACGUCCGUGUCUGCUCUGUCCGGGGCUACAGCGGGCAUCCUCGGUCUGACGGGAUUGUACGGCUUUGUGUUUUAUUUCAUUGCUUCUUUCCUGUUGUCGUUGCUUCUAAUACUCAAAGCCGGUCGCCGGUGGAACAAGUGUUUCAAAUCUCGACGUCUUCUCUUCACCGGAGGCCUCGUGGGCGGCCUCUUUACUUACGUGCUCUUCUGGACUUUCCUGUAUGGAAUGGUGCAUGUGUACUGAACGGACUACAUCUCCACACAGAACCGCAGCAAAAUAAAGGAGGGAGAGUGCUGAUUGCUGUACCAUAGCUCGUUUCCGUUACUUGAUGUUUAGAUCAAAUAUUUUACUAUUUUUUUUCCCUCAGUACUAAUUGAUUGCACUGAAACCUAGAAUAUAAAAAAUUGUGUGCUAUCAAAAUGUUCCGUCUCUUGUCAUUAAUAUCGUCAUAAUACUUCAUAAAGAACUGGGUUGUGUUUAGGAUCUAUAGUCCAUUAGGGAAACUCUUUUUCAGUUUUCUUUAAAACACUAAACAACAAUCUGAAGACUCAACACCAACUGUAAACUGUACAAACCGCAUGACAUUUUCUUGGGUACUAUGAAAAUAAAUCAUUAACCUAAUGGAUUAAAUUGUGUGGUUUCUUAAAAUACAUACUGUUAAAGUUAUUUUCAUGAAACAUUCAUUAUUGUGCGUAGGAUGCAUGUGAACCUUGUCUAUUGUGACAAGUUACUUUACACCUCCUUAAACUAGACUACUAACAUUUUAAGUACUUCUUUACUAGUUUUUCCAGGAUUAUCUGAAGGUUUUUCCCAAAUACAGUGCUGCAAUUAUUGUGUUAUUGCAUAAAAUAUUCUGCUUUUUCUUUUCUUUUUUAUUCAGACUGUGAAAGGGUACAGUCAUAUCUCUGGAUAUCCUCAAUGCUUAAAACCCACACUC